Ixodes scapularis (black-legged tick) is the source of this 1371-nucleotide messenger RNA. Its product is annotated as A-kinase anchor protein 7. Gene Ontology annotation, molecular function: protein kinase A regulatory subunit binding. The coding region runs from base 1 to 1338 and encodes 445 amino acids. Gene Ontology annotation, cellular component: cytosol. Lineage: Eukaryota; Metazoa; Arthropoda; Arachnida; Ixodida; Ixodidae. The record is from RefSeq and is a predicted model, not a curated record. The transcript is spliced from 9 exons.
AUGAACUGUCAACGCCAGCAACGCCUUGACACUUUGUUCUGCCUUCUCGUCGACGCCCUGUCCUACCAGUAUUGCAAUGUCAGACACUACGGAUUCGCCCCGCAAACCAUCGGUGACUGCGAUUGCGUUGUCAAAGAAGAACUUGCCAGGCUUUUCUCAUGGAAGGAAGACAGUCCACGCAGAGAUAAAGAUGCCGAGGACUCAACCGUGGUGGACGUGUCUACCAGGAAGUCCAGAAGGAAAGGCCGCAAGAAAAGGAGGGCUCAGGCUGUUGCGCAAGAGGAUAACGAAGCCAAUGACAGUCCAGCAAUACUUCCAGAGGAGAGUGUUGUCGAGGAUGUGGAAAGUAGCUUGAUUGCAGAGCUUCCCGCUGGUGCAGUAUCGUGUUCCAGCUCCGAAGAUGAGAAUGACGUUGUGUACAGUCUCAAGCCACUGUUCACAGGUGCAUUCAACAAUGCUGGCAAGAAUAAGAAGUCCAAAAAGGAACGUCCAGAUCCCGUCAGACAGAGGCCAAACUACUUUGUUGCACUGCAAAUUAAGGACGUAGGGGUGCACAGAGCAGCAAGGAGGGUCCAGGAACACCUGUGCUCCGUCAAGCCUGAAAUCGUGCCUUUUCUGAUCCCCAUAGCAACGUUGCACAUCACAGUGUUGGUACUCCGUGUUGUGGAUGACCAAAGUCUCCAAAGGGCCAAGGAUGCCUUGCACAGAAGUCAUGCACGCCUUAAAGACGACUUCGAGCAAGCACCGCUCACGCUGGAGUUCAAAGGAUUGGCCAACUUCGGUGGAAAGGUGCUGUAUGUCAAGACUGCCGACGAGGGAGCUCACAGGAGGCUGCAGACACUUUCAGACGUCUGCCUGGAGGAGUUCGUCAAAGCCAAUCUGGAUUUGAGUGCCCACAAGGACUUCAAGCCACACCUGACUUUGGCCAAACUCUCCCGGGUGACCAAGCGGGAAAAAGUUGUGAAAAGGAUCGAGGCAGAGUGGUACAGCGAGUUUGCGGAAGAAUCUUUUGGAAGCCAGUUGGUGAAUGGAGUCCAGCUGCUGAGCAUGAACAAGCCCAAGGACGAACGUGGCUACUACUACAACAGCCUCCAGCUAGACUUCGAGCCCACUGAGAAAACCGGCCCGCACGAUGCUGACCACACCGAGUGCUGCCGUCCAUUCGUCGUGGCAUCACAGACAGUGUCGUCUUCGCUGCAGAAGCACAAGCUCCUCCAAGAACUUGAGUUUGCUAAGCAAGAGGUCAAGAGGAAGGUGUCGUCAGUUACCGAGGAUGCCCUGAAAAGGAUGGCAGGUUCGGCAUCCGUGGAAACGACGAGCAAAGACGGGCAAGAGUAAGCUCUAAAAUAAAGCGUUAACUUUGUACAUGUC